Molecule: messenger RNA, 7912 nt
Organism: Oryzias latipes (Japanese medaka)
Lineage: Eukaryota; Metazoa; Chordata; Actinopteri; Beloniformes; Adrianichthyidae
Gene: dennd3a
Product: DENN/MADD domain containing 3a
Biological process (GO): regulation of Rab protein signal transduction
Cellular component (GO): cytoplasmic vesicle
Molecular function (GO): protein binding
Source: RefSeq, a predicted model, not a curated record
GCGUGUUGCCGCGUUUGACCCGCAGCGGUAAAGCGGCGUGUCAGCGGGAGUGACGGCUCUGGAUUCCGCCGGUCCUCUCAGGACGGUCCCGCGGUUCCGCAGCGACACCGACCCGCGUCCUUCCGGCGGAGAUGAUCGAGUAACCGAAGAAAGGUCUUUCCCAUCCGGUGUAGGCCCGGUGGUCAUGGCAGCGCUCCCGUCCGGUCUGUUGGAGGCCUGUGUGGUUGUUGGAGCGUCCAGCGACAAGCUCAGAGACAUUUACCAAAGCAGAUCCAAUGAGCUCCCCCUGCUGGAAGCCGAGGUACUGCAGGUACAUGCUCCGCCCUUUGUUUCCAAAGAGACCAAUUCCAGCCAAGUCAUCGCUCCGGCUUUUAGCCGCGUCCAAAAGAGGAGGAGCUUCAUCAGAAAGAAGAAGCGAGAUCGUAGUACGGACACGCUGCCAAAUGGAGACUCGGUCAGCCGUCCUGAAGGAACCUCAACGACCGAGGACAUCAGUGUUCCAAAAGAUCUGGACCUCAUUGCUUUGCCACAGCUCUGUUUCCCCGGUGGUCUUCAGCUGGCCAGCGAGCUAAGGGAUGACAGCUAUCACUACCUGGUAUUCACUGAUUUGUUUGGGAAUCGAACCCACGGCGUUGUGGUGCAGUACUAUAGAGCGGUGCAGUCCUUCCAUGAGAGUCUCACCCAGAACGGCGGCAGACCGAGGACGCGUCUGUACGCGGCGUUCGCCGUGUGCAUCAUCUCCAAGUUCCCGUUCUACAACGCUCUGAGAGACUGCUUAUCAUGUCUGCUUGUCCAGUUACGGACCUCAAGACAAGGAGACUUCGAGGAGACGGUGAAGGAGUUUUCUGCUAAGCUCUCUUUGGUGCCGUUGCCUCCUCCGGGGUCGCUGCAUGUGUCUUUCAGCCUGCGUCCUCUUCAGGUUGUCCUCCCAUCCAGAGAGGAUCCAGACGGUCCUCUUGUUGACAUGGACCUUCACCUGCCCCUGCUCUGCUUCUCCCACACAGUUCUCCUUCAGGUGCUCUCCUGUCUUCUCCAAGAACACAGGAUGGUCUUCUUCUCGUCUGAUUGGUCCAAGCUGACUUUGGUGGCAGAGAGUCUGCUGUUGUACCUGCAGCCGUUGUCAUGGCAGCAGCCUUACGUUCCUGUCUUAGCCAGAGGAAUGCUGGACUUCCUGAUGGCCCCCACCGCCUUCUUGAUGGGCUGCCACAUCAGUCAUUUGGAAGAUGUAGCUGCGGAGACGGAGGAUCUGAUUCUGGUAAAUAUUGAUGAUGGGAUCAUCCAGUCGUCCUGGUCUGAUACUGUAGACCUUCCGUCCAUCCCUGUGGCGGCAGCAGAAAGCUUUUUAUCCAGAGCGGAGUGCCUUCAGAUUCAUUACGACUUGGACACGUGUCACACGGGAGCCGCCACCGACGUGAACGCCGUUCGAUUCCAGCGUAGAGACUGGCAGAGGAGGCUCAACACGCAAAUCCAGAAUAUCGCCCUGGAGCUGGUGGUCAACACCUUCAGAGGCGUCCAGGACUUCCUCAACCACCAACACAGAGUUUUCAACAGUGAAGAGUUUCUGAGGACCCGGGAGCCUGGAGACCAGCUGUUUUACAAGAAGGUUUUGGAAACUCACAUCUUCCACUCGUUCCUGCGGGACCGGCUGAACAGGAAACUGGAUGCCUUCAGUCGCAUGGAGCAGAAAACUCUCAACCUUUCACACAGGAACCGCGCCAUGACGGAGUCUCCCCGCCCCCCUCUGAUGCCUAAGACCAGGAGCGGCUUCAGGAACCACACCAGUCCCAACCAAAAGCUCAGCAAAAGACUCGGAGCCAGCCUUCCGAACUUAGACCAGCCUCUCAAUGACGCCAUGGCGUCUUUUGUCUUCAGCUCCCACAGAGCGCCGGCGGCCCAGAAAAUGAGCCCGGACGCGGGGCUGAAAUCCCCCCCGAAGGUCGUGAGGGUCUUCCGCCUCCCAGAAUUCCCCCCCCCACUGUCCUACCAUUAUGUCAAAAACUAUUACUCAGACAUGGUGGCAGCGCUGGGGAAGGCUCUGAACGCGACGCCGCCUGAUGACUCCGCCCUGCUGGCCAGGUACCAUUACCUGCGAGGUUUGGUGAACACCGUCUCCAACAGGCGCCUCGAUGCGUUGGAGGACUUCCAGAGUCUCUACAAGACGGACGCAGAAAUCUUUCCUUCAGAGAUGGUCAAGUCUCUGGUUGACUCCAUGCCAAACGCGGAACGCAUUCAGGCGGAGAAACGACCGGAGAUCAAGGGUCUGAUCGGUCGGGUUAUAAGGGACCAGGAGCGGGAACGCGAGGGCCAGGAGAACCGGCCCGAGGAGGCUGCAGUAAAGCACUUCCAGCUGCCGAAAAAAUUCCUGCAUCUGGAAGAGUUUGUGAAAUGUGUCCAAGAGUCUGGGAUCGUAAAAGACCAAGGAACCAUUCUAAGGCUGUUUGAUGCCCUAACUGUAGGUCAUCAGAAGCAGGUUGGUCCGGAUUUAUUCAAGGACUUUUACACCAUCUGGAAGGAGACGGAGGCUGAAGCUCAGGAGGUUUGUCUGCCAGCAUCCGUGUUGGAGCGCAUGGAGACCGGGGAAUCCGUCUUCAAGCUGUCAUCGUCAGUCAAGACGAGCCGCGGCGUUGGAAAGAUUGCCAUGACUCAGCGACGGCUCUUCUUGCUGACUGACGGACGGCCAGGAUACGUGGAGGUGGCACAAUACAGAGAUCUAGAGGAGGUGAAGGUUUCUUCAUCGCCGUUCCUGCUCCUGAAGAUCCCCAGCCUGAAGCUGCGAGUAAAGGGAAAGAGGGAGCCGUUUGAGGCUAAUUUGAAAGCCGAGACCGAGCUGUGGAACCUGAUGAUCAAAGAGAUGUGGGCCGGACGCCUCAUUGCUGAUCAACACAAGAUCAGGUCACAGGAAGUAGAGGCCUUCAGCAAACACUUUAAGGAUGUCAGAGACGGCUGUCUGUCCAUGUGGGAGGGGACAGACAGUAGAAGUUUAUCGGAAACCAACGCACUAUCUACCAACCAAUACCUUCUUUUUGACUGGCACCGCCCACUUCAGCACAAACCGGCUGUCAUCAGAACUCUGACACACAGAGGUAGUACCCAGAACGCGCUGGUUACCCCAAAUGGGCCUUCACUACAUCACAUCAGUGACCCACAACCUGCAGCAGAGAGGAACCAGAGGAAACGACACCAUCAUCACACCUGUGGCUGUCAGAGAAACUGAAAAGGAUCUUUCACAACAUCCUGGCAAACCUCAAACCAGGGCACACCUAGAGGCAAAGACUGCCCCCUCCCAAAGGACAAACCCCCCAGACACAAACUGAGCGACGUGGCGUUUGCUAAGUGUAGUCAGGAAUGUAAGCACAGUUCAUUGGAGAAACGAAGCAUCCUCUGCGCAAACGCAUGAACCAACACAGGACGGCCCGUCCAGUGGACCGGCCGGCCACCCCCAAGACACGGGACGUUCCUUGGAGGACAGUGAGGUCCAGAUCCUCUCCAGGGAACGUUGCUGGUUUGGGAGAGGAGUCAAGGAAGCCAUCGUUGAAAAAGCUAUCUCUGAUUGAAUAGAGGGGGGAGUCACUGCACAGACAGACUGGGCAGGACGGCAGGCAUCGUUCUCCAGAGGUGGAACCCAGGACGGGAUGAAACUCAGCGACUCGGACCUUAGGGGACUUUGUCGGCCGUGAAGGACUGAAACUCCAGACAGGACGAUGUCUAUCUGGAGCUCAACACCCGUCAGACAGAAGCCGCCCGGACGAGAGGCCAAACCUCUUCCUCCAGUUGAUUUUUACAACUCUUCCUCUCCUCGUGACCUGGAUGCCUGAGAAUCUACACCGCCUUUGUGUCCUUCUGUGUGCUCGUCACUGCUCGCCAGCUUCUGGCAGACUGAAGGUUGUGGGUGUGAAACCGACUCCUAAUAACGACCUGGUUUCUGUCUUUCACUUCUGUGUUUUUCACACACGUCACACGUCUGCAAUGAUGGAAAUGGAUUAUUGUCUCCCAGUUCCCCUUUAGCAGACAAAUACCAGUGUGAUUGCUGACAGCAUUGUUUCAAACACAAACAGACUUUUUUGAAAAGCUAAAUAACUUCUUCAACUCUAAUUUUCUUACUUCUGGGUUUCCGAGAUACAGGCCGGUCGCUCUCUGCAGUUAGCAUCGUCUUAAAACUGAAUUUAAGGCAGAAGUGCUGAGCCUGAAGAAAAAGUGACGCUGAAGACGUCAGCAAAGAGCUGACCGUGCGUUCCAGUCAGAAAAACAGAACUAGCUCUUUUUCUGGGGCUAGCUGAAGAGAUCAGGGACGUUUGGAUGAACAACCAGACAACAGGAUCAAUAAUCUGGAGAAACAUUCGGACACUUGGAACAAAGCUCAGGGGCGGUUCUUCACUAACUUACUCCCUGGGCGAAUAACACCCCCCCCCCCCCCAUCUUCUAUUUAGCCAUUUUACACAAAAAUGCAUGAAUUCUCUAGACCGGUAUUACAUGUCUUUAUGUCAAAUACUGGCACCAACUAAACCACAGAAAAGACGUGUCAUAAAAAUAUCUACAGUAGUUAGUAAAUGAAGACAUUAUUUGCAUGACCCCCCCUCCCCCUCCUUCUGACAGACGCGGCUCCGUCUCAGUGAUUGGGGGGGGCAGCUGCAGCCUAGAGAUGACUCCCAAUCACCGGUUAGUGUGAUUCACCCAGCCGCCGCUGAGUUGCGCCCCCCUCUUGAAUUUUUUUGACUUAUGUUCCAAAGAAAGCCGAAAAGAAUGACAAUUGCUGCAAGUGUCUUGCAGCAGAGGGCGGUGGUCACGUGCACGUUGGGUCUACUGUUUCGGAGCGGGGAAUUCUGGGAAAUAAUCCCCAUUGCCUGCUCUGGUUGAAAUGGGGUUGAGCCCGGGUUUUUCUUCUGCCUAAGGCUACAUUCACACUGCAGGGCUUAAUGCUCAAUCCCCAUUUUUUGGCAAGGCCGUGAUCUCCUCCUGUGUGCGUGUGGCACGCGUGCACGUAAGAGAGAGGAGAGCGCGCGUGCAACGGGGUAGGGAAAGAGGGGGGCAGUGGGGGCGCGCAUUCAUGUUGUGUGUUGCGAAGGAAGGAACGCAUCAUCGACCUCAGAUCCCAACAUUGACUUAACAUUGAAAAAUCCUAACGCCUGCGACAGUUGGGGGACCUGUCCAGGAUGUCCCCACCCAUCGCCCCCAAGUGGCCGGGAUAGGCUCCAGCAGACCUCACGGCUACAUUGGGCCCUCGUCUCUUACUAAAAAGGCUUUAGAUUGAACGCCUAAUUCCGUUCAAGGGGCCUUUUUCUUCUGGCUCUCAUUAAUAAUGACACAUGUUACAUUUUUAGGACACGACGAGUCUCCGCAUCUUUCUUCCUAGGACCCUCAGUAACGAGUCUCCGCCUCUUUCUUCCUAGGACCCUCAGUAACGAGUCUCCGCCUCCUCCUUUGUAGGACCCCCAGUAACCAGUCUCCGCCUCUUUCUUCCUAGGACCCCCAGUAACGAGUCUCCGCCUCUUUCUUCCUAGGACCCCCAGUAACGAGUCUCCGCCUCUUUCUUCCUAGGACCCUUAGUAAUAAAUCUCUGCCUCCUCCUUCCUAGGACCCCCAGUAACGAGUCUCCGCCUCCUCCUUUGUAGGACCCCCAGUAACCAGUCUCCGCCUCUUUCUUCCUAGGACCCCCAGUAACGAGUCUCCGCCUCUUUCUUCCUAGGACCCCCAGUAACGAGUCUCCGCCUCUUUCUUCCUAGGACCCCCAGUAACGAGUCUCCGCCUCUUUCUUCCUAGGACCCCCAGUAACGAGUCUCCGCCUCUUUCUUCCUAGGACCCUCAGUAACGAGUCUCCGCCUCUUUCUUCCUGGGACCUCCAGUAACGAGUCUCCGCCUCUUUCUUCCUAGGACCCCCAGUAACGAGUCUCCGCCUCCUCCUUCCUAGGACCCUCAGUAACGAGUCUCCGCCUCUUUCUUCCUAGGACCCCCAGUAACGAGUCUCCGCCUCUUUCUUCCUAGGACCCCCAGUAACAAGUCUCCGCCUCUUUCUUCCUAGGACCCUCAGUAACGAGUCUCCGCCUCAUCCUUCAUAGGACCCUUAGUAAUAAAUCUCUGCCUCCUCCUUCCUAGGACCCCCAGUAACGAGUCUCCGCCUCUUUCUUCCUAGGACCCUCAGUAACGAGUCUCCGCCUCUUUCUUCCUAGGACCCCCAGUAACGAGUCUCCGCCUCUUUCUUCCUAAGACCCUCAGUAACGAGUCUCCGCCUCUUUCUUCCUAGGACCCCCAGUAACGAGUCUCCGCCUCCUCCUUUGUAGGACCCCCAGUAAAGUCUCUGCUUCCUCCUUCCUAGGACCCCCAGUAACGAGUCUCCGCCUCUUUCUUCCUAGGACCCCAGUAAUGGGUCUCCGCCUCUUUCUUCCUAGGACCCCCAGUAACGAGUCUCUGCCUCUUUUUUUCUAGGACCCCCAGUAAUGAGUCUCCGCCUCCUCCUCCCUAGGACUCUCAGUAACGAAUCUCUGCCUCUUUCUUCCUAGGACCCUCAGUAACGAAUCUCUGCCUCUUUCUUCCUAGGACCCUCAAUAACGAGUCUCCGCCUCUUUCUUCCUAGGACCCUCAGUAACGAGUCUCCGCCUCCUCCUCCUCCUUUGUAGGACCCUCAGUAACGAAUCUCUGACUCCUCCUUCCUAGGACCCUCAGUAACGAGUCUCUGCCUCUUUCUUCCUAGGACCCUCAAUAACGAGUCUCCGCCUCUUUCUUCCUAGGACCCUCAGUAACGAGUCUCUGCCUCCUCCUUCGUAGGACCCCCAGUAACGAGUCUCUGCCUCUUUCUUCCUAGGACCCUCAAUAACGAGUCUCCGCCUCUUUCUUCCUAGGACCCUCAGUAACGAGUCUCUGCCUCUUUCUUCCUAGGACCCUCAAUAACGAGUCUCCGCCUCUUUCUUCCUAGGACCCUCAGUAACGAGUCUCUGCCUCCUCCUUCGUAGGACCCUCAGUAACGAAUCUCUGCCUCUUUCUUCCUAGGACCCUCAAUAACGAGUCUCCGCCUCUUUCUUCCUAGGACCCUCAGUAACGAGUCUCCGCCUCCUCCUCCUCCUUUGUAGGACCCUCAGUAACGAAUCUCUGACUCCUCCUUCCUAGGACCCUCAGUAACGAGUCUCUGCCUCUUUCUUCCUAGGACCCUCAAUAACGAGUCUCCGCCUCUUUCUUCCUAGGACCCUCAGUAACGAGUCUCUGCCUCCUCCUUCGUAGGACCCUCAAUAACGAGUCUCCGCCUCUUUCUUCCUAGGACCCUCAGUAACGAGUCUCUGCCUCCUCCUUCGUAGGACCCUCAGUAACGAAUCUCUGACUCCUCCUUCCUAGGACCCUCAGUAACGAGUCUCUGCCUCUUUCUUCCUAGGACCCUCAAUAACGAGUCUCCGCCUCUUUCUUCCUAGGACCCUCAGUAACGGGUCUCUGCCUCCUCCUUGGUAGGACCCUCAAUAACGAGUCUCUGCCUCUUUCUUCCUAGGACCCUCAAUAACGAGUCUCUGCCUCCUCCUUCGUAGGACCCCCAGUAACGAGUCUCCGCCUCUUUCUUCCUAGGACCCUCAGUAACGAGUCUCUGCCUCCUCCUUCGUAGGACCCCCAGUAACGAGUCUCUGCCUCUUUCUUCCUAGGACCCUCAGUAACGAGUCUCCGUCUCCUCCUUUGUAGGACCCUCAGUAACGAAUCUCUGACUCCUCCUUCCUAGGACCCUUAGUAACGAGUCUCUGCCUCUUUCUUCCUAGGACCCUCAAUAACGAGUCUCCGCCUCUUUCUUCCUAGGACCCUCAGUAACGAGUCUCUGCCUCCUCCUUCGUAGGACCCUCAAUAACGAGUCUCCGCCUCUUUCUUCCUAGGACCCUCAGUAACGAGUCUCUCCCUCCUCCUUCGUAGGACCCCCAGUAACGAGUCUCCGCCUCUUUCAUCCUAG